Corylus avellana is the source of this 814-nucleotide messenger RNA. Its product is annotated as 18.2 kDa class I heat shock protein. NCBI's taxonomy places the organism in Eukaryota, Viridiplantae, Streptophyta, Magnoliopsida, Fagales, Betulaceae. The record is from RefSeq and is a predicted model, not a curated record.
AAACCUACGCCGAGUACGUGAAAAGUGCUUUUCGCACACUGAAAUCCCAAACCGAACUCUCAAAUUCUGUGGUCAAUUUGGCAAAGAUGUCGAUCGUCCCAAACAAUGAGCGAGAGCGCAGUGUCUCCAAUCCCUCCUCCAGAGACCUGUGGGACGUCUUCCGGAGCUUCAGAGAGAACCACCUUCAGGACCCAUUCAGCGAUUUACCUUUCGCUUCUACACUCUCCACGCUCUUCCCUCACUCCCCGUUCGGGAGCUCGGUGAACACCAGGCUCGACUGGAGGGAGACCCCGAGAGCCCACGUGCUGAAGGCUUCUCUUCCGGGGUUCGUGGACGAGGACGUGUUGGUGGAGCUCCAAGACGACCGAGUGCUCCAGGUGAGCGUCGAGAGUAGCAAGUUCGUGAGCAGGUUCAAGGUCCCUGACGAUGCGAUGCUCGACCAGUUGAAGGCCUCGAUGCACAAUGGGGUUCUCACUGUGACUAUUCCGAAAGCGGAGGCGAGCAGGCCAACCGUUCGGACCAUCGAGAUCUCUGGCUAAAUAUGUGAUCUUCCUUUGCCCUGUCUGUCACUAUGUUUAUAUGUUGUGUGUGUGUGGGUUGUUGAAGGUUAUCGUGAGCUCCUCUGAGUUUGUUAUGAAGGUGUUUGAUAAAAUGCGUCUAAAGUUUGUGAUGUUUGUGUCGGUUCUUGUGAUGUUGACCUUUGCUUAGUGUGUCUUAAAUGGUUGUUGGGUUCUAGAAGAAAAUACACUAUGUUCUUAACAACAAUUGCUCUGUUUUCCAACUUCUAAUAUGUUAUUGCCACGCAUAGUGUAUA